AUGACUUCCCUGAUCGAACGCGAACAAGCAAGUAUAAAGAGCCCCAGAAGUCCUGGUCGACCGAGUAGUGGCCAGUUUAGCUUCAAGGGAUCUCUAUACGUGGCUCACAAUGAGAAAGAUUGGAUCGAAAUUCAGAAGAACACGUUCACAAAUUGGUGCAACGUUCAAAUUCAUCCGUACGGUGUACAAAUUACGAGUGAUCUAGCUGAGGCUUUCCAAGAUGGACUUUCACUUGUGUACCUGGUUGAAUCGAUUUCCACGAAGAAAGUUGGUCGAUACAACAAGAACCCGAGGCUGUACGCACAGAAACUUGAAAAUAUCACCAGCGCUUUGAAGUUACUACAGAGCGACGGGAUAAAGUUAGUCAACAUUGGUGAGCUAUUUAAAUUGUUUCGUGACAGUAAUGUACACACAGACAUGCUAGACGACAACUGUUCUGCGCUUUUAUUUACCUUUCUUGUUCUAAAUGUGUCCAUUGAUACACAGACAAGUGUUAAAUAAAUAUAACGGUGUGUCGAGAUUCCUCAAGAACAGCACAGCUUAAACAUAAAUAAGAAAGAUAUCUUCAAAGAUACGAUUCAAAAUUUCCGCACAAGUUUCCAGUUACAAGGCAAGAGGUCUUGGGAAUCACGCAAAAAUAGCACGAUUCCUCGCACAGCUGAAUUUGUUUUCCUCGUGGAAUACUGAUAGCUCGUUGUCUAAGGAUACCCUGUUCGUGAAUAUGUCGAAUGCAUUGCAGACAAGUUUCGAAGCCUUUCAUCAGAUGCUUGCCAAAUAUUGCACGUGAAUCGAAUGCACGCAAAUUGGAAUCGAAAAUAGGUUCUGUUAACGGUGAGGGAGUUUCGAAUCUCUUGAGAAUCUACUUUGGAAGUUUUAAUCUGCAAUGAACGCUACUUCUGUUGUGGCUGAAAUACGCGAAAAACUUUCGUUUGCUAAGAGACUCUGUAAAAUAUUUAUAAUAUCGGUCUACCAGUUUCAAAGAUUAUAAUGUUUACGUAUAAUUCCAAAACUAUAGUUUUUAAUUUUUCCCUGCAAUUAAUUCACAAAAGACCACGACCUUGAGUUCGGAAUAUUUAAAAUUUUUAACUCGGAGGGCGGUGAGAAUAACAAAAGAUAAUUUUUUUUCCCGUUGUCUUCCUGUUUCGAAGCAUCGAUGUCAUUUUUUACUUUCCGUUGCAUUCAUAGUUUUUUUCCAGUGCGUUUUCCUUUUGAUAUUUACUAAUCGACUCUGCCUAUAAACAUUCAAGGAACGACGAUUCUCUUUAACUGAAUACUAACGCUUCCAGCUUUCUUAAAGACUCUACGAUAUGGCCGAUCGUUGAUUGUGGUUACUGCAAGAAUCGAUUUUCACAGCUUAUAUUUUUGUGGAAUAUCGUGGCGACGUGACACUGGCCGGUUGUAGACGAACUCCAAUCUAUCCAAUGAGAAACAAUCUUACUCCACUUGAUGCCUUUUGUCUCGACGCACGUACAGACAAUAAACUCUUCCAAAAUUGUUUUUUCUUUUUUUGCUAUUUUAUACCGCUAAAUCAACGUGGGGGAAAGCGGCAGUUCGUUAACCAAACCACAACUUUCGUUUAAUCUUUGUCAGUUACUGAAAUUAGUAAUUUUUUUACCUAAUGCGCCAUACCGUAAAUAUAUAUUGCACCGCAUAGGGUUUAAUAAAUAUUGGCUUUACAUCAAGGCACUUGUUCGCCCUUUUUGCUUUGCAAAUUAGUCAAAUCAGACCUCCUGCAAUUUUUUGAAAGCAGAACAUCAACACAGCAAAUUAAACGUUAAGCUAUCCAGUCCAAAAUAUUUCGUAAGGCCACAUAUUGACGAUUCUAGGAGAAGUAAACUCUCGUUCAAGACAAAAAAGAUCCUUUUCCGCUAGCCUGCGUAAGAGUCGUUCCCGUUUCCUGUUAGCCAAGCUGAAUAAGCGUUAGAUAAACAAGAGGUGGACGCAGUUAAAGACCUCUUUUUUUUUUUUGCGCGCAUGCACGAGAGUUCGUUUGUUUUUUCUUCCUCUGCCACGCGUGAUUCCCGCUUACUGCACGAUUCUCUUGUUAGGCCGAGGAAAGGAAAAGAAUGAUGCGUAGGGAAACUCUCUCCCUUUGGAAGAAUAAUCUACUCGAUUUGGCAGUAAACUCUCACCGGUCUCUCAAGGCGGUGAAGGAGAAAAGAGAUAUCGAUUUGAAUGCGACCCCUUGUUUCAUAAUUUGUCAGUUAGUCUUAGGAGCUAAGAAUAAGUCAUUUUCGAUCCACUUCUGAAUAGUAAAGGGGGUGAGUUUCUAAGGUAACUGUGGUGCUGCGACGGUGGGAAAGUACAACAUGGUAAUUUAGUAUCAUCAACGUAAUUCAUCAAUUGACCACCGUAAAGAGUUCAAAAGCGGACGUAUCGAGCGUCAGCCCUUCGUCAUUCGCUCUGACGCUCGAAACGUCAGCUUUAAAACUCUUUAGAGUGACCAAUUUACGUUAUCAACUCAGUUGAUAAUACUUAAGUACCCUGCUGAAUAGUAAAAUUUCCUUCGUUGAUUUUAUAUUUUCCAGGGAACGAGGACAUUGCCAAUGGGAACGUGAAGCUAAUUCUAGGUCUAAUAUGGAGGUUAAUCCUUCACUAUCAGAUCAGUUCAAGUGGCAGCGCCUCAGGCAAGCAGCUGCUGUUGUUAUGGUUGAAAAAUGCAAUCCCUGACAUGGUAAUCCGGAAUGUGACAACGGACUGGAACGAUGGUAGAGCUCUGAGCGCCCUCAACGAGUUCUGCCAACCAGGUCUGUGUCCAAACUAUAAGAGUCUAAACCCAGAGGCAAAACUGUCGAAUACGAGCGAUGCCAUGAAUGCUGCUGAGAAAAACUUCAGCAUCCCGAAAGUUCUUUCUCCGGAAUUCUUCGUCAGUCCGUAUGUCGACGAAUUGAGUAUGAUGACGUAUUUGUCGUAUUAUACACAACCGGGCUCCAUCGGAGAAAAACGAACACUGCAAUUUAUCAAUGAUUCGGCACCAGGCUUGAACGUGCGUAAUUUCAACACCGAUUGGAAUGAUGGAAAGAAAUUAUUGCAGUUUCUUGAAGCUCAGUGCCCUGGGAUUGUUCCAGGGUACGAAAAUAUUGACCGGAAUAGUCCGUUAGAAAACGCUAAGCUAGGGCUGGAUAUCGCGGAGGAGAAAUUCGGAGUAAGGAAAGUUUUAACCCCGGAGGAACUUGUCAGUCCCGAUGUGGACGAGCUCAGCGUCAUGGCGUAUAUGUUGCAAUUUCGUACAGCUGAUAAACUGCAAAGUCAUGCGCACAUCUUCAAGGCGGACGGCAACGGAAUUAAGCGGGGAGUUCGCGGGAAAACUUCCGAGUUUUUUAUAUACGGUCGCAAAGAUGUCGGUUUUGAUGGGGUACGUGUCAAUAUCCGAGGUCCGGACGGGGAGGAUUCCGUGCCAGUAGAAACACAAGUUGAAGCAGACGGCUCUCUUAGGUGCAAAUUUGUUCCCUUUGAGAGCGGCAUUCACACGAUCUCUGUAAAGCACUACGGUAAAGAAGUCCCUAAGGGCCCCUUUCAAGUGAUGGUGCAUGAGAACGUGGCAGAUGUUACGGUUUCUGGCGUAGGGAUCAAGAAUGCUGUCGUCUUCAAACCGGCAGAGUUCAUUGUUCAAACCAACGACGAGAACUCCCCCCCGGUCUCGGCGGUAGUAGAAGGACCAACCAAAACAGCGAACUGCAAUAUGGAACCUCUUGGAAAUGGAAAGUGGCGGGGAUAUUUUGUACCGCGGGAAGUGGGAGAGCACAAGAUUCGCAUUGAGGUCGGAGACACACCCCUGCUCGGAAGUCCCUUUACAACGAAAGUAGGAGAUCCAACCAAGUGCAAUGUAGCUGGGAGCGGUGAGUGAUGCUACCUAUCAAUUAAGUCACGCAAUACUUUAUCACUUAACAAAUUAUCAUGUCACGCGAAGAACACAGUUGCAUAACAUGAAGGCGAUUUUCGUUGUUUAGCAAGUCAUUUAGUUGCUCAAUUAUUUUUCAUUUUUUUCCCCGCAGAAACUGCUCGCAACCCGACCAUAGGACGUCCCUCCUCCUUCGAUGUUGAUACUUCCGGGGCGGGACUGGGGGAACUAGCUAUCCAAUGCCGGGGCCCCGUAGGGAAUGUCCCUGUCGACGUGAAACCCACUGCACCCGGACGAUACAACGUAUCGUUUACUCCUAACAAGCCCGGGGAAUAUAAUAUUCACUUCGUAUUCAACGGGGAUGAUAUACCGGGAAGUCCAGUCAAGACGAUAGUGAGUGAUCCCAGCCGGAUUGUAGCUCACGGAGAUGGUUUGCAUCAGGUACGACGUCAGGUUCUGUUUAUCAUCAUUCCUCCUGCCUCAUUCGGGAGUCUUGGUCAAACCAGAUUCUUUGCAGUCAUCUCUGUCACGCACAACAAUAGCUACGUAUGUCCAAGGUCUAAGAAACUCUCAGCAUUUGGACCACAGAAAUUUACGAUUUUUCUCGAAAACCAACGUCAAUCUCUCAAUCAGUCAGAUGCAAAACUUAAACGACUCGUUACUCGACCAAUCGCUUUCUCCCGUGCUUCAAGCAGUUUGUUUGUUUUAACUUUGAUUUCUGGUUGGCUCCUUACUCCUUAUCGUAUUCACUCUUGUUCUGGUUCUGGGCUUACAGCACUUAAUCUAAAGCCCUAACCACUGCACAGAAAAUUUGAAAAUCAUUGAUUUACUUCGAUAAUGUAUCUCUCCACAAUUUCAGGUUACUACAGAUUCUGAAGCAGAAUUCUUUAUUACACUUCAUGGCGCUGGUGAUGGAGAACUGAAAGUGUAUGGCGAGGCUCCAUAUGGGCACUUUUCUGUAGAUCUGCUACAGUCCCCUAAUGAAAAGGACACCUACAUUGUGCGGUACACUCCUCAGGGGGUGGGUCUGCACAAGAUUCAUAUCAACUUUGCUGGGGAACCAGUUCAGGGCAGCCCGUACAUAGUGAAGGUGAGAAACAUGACACGACAUCUCCCCCUCCUUCCCAACCUUCUCCCCAACUGCGAAGGACCCCCCCUUACUCCCAACUGCCAAGGACAUUUCAAAAACAACGCAAGUUACAAAAAAAAAGAUAUAGAAAAAUAGAGAAGCUUAACAGCUCAAGAUGAACAUUUUGAUAUGCUGUGACGUUAUCUAACUCACGAAAAGGUUCUUCUUCAAACUGAGCUGAAUCAAAAUAUGUUAAAAAAUUUCUACCUUACUCAUGCGCAGGUUACUGUUCUAGAUUAAUUGACCUUUUUUUUUUUAAUCAGGUGGCGGACCCCAGACAAGUGACUUUGAAUACACGUGAGUUGGAGCGCGAACCAAAGCGCUUUACUGUCCGUCACGAGGUGGACAUACCUGUACAGGUGCCUAGCUCUGCUGGAGAGGGCCAACUGGAGGCUGCUGUUGUGGGCCCCGACCAGGAAAGUGUUCCCUCUAGUGUGACAAAGGAUGACGAUGGAUAUUAUCAUAUCCGGUUUGUACCUCGUCAAACUGGAGAACACAGAGUGAUGGUCAUGUAUGGUGGCAAGGAAGUGUCAAGUAGCCCUUAUGUCAUCCGUAUACGAGACGCCACUAGUAUGAAGGUCAAGGUCACCGAGAUGGAGCAGAUGAGAACUGGUUACUCAGCGCAAAAAGAGGUCCGUGUUAUAAUUAUUUUCGUUUGUCUGACCUUCACCAGUGAUGAAAUUUUUCCUUACCGUUUUCGUUUUAUCCUCAUAUUUAGGUUGAUGUUCCUAUCGAAGUUCCAGAAGAAGUUGAUGAGAUUUCCGCCACCGUCCAAGACGAGGAUGGCAAACCUAUAAAGUCAACGUUGACCUUUGAACCAGACGGCUUAUACCACGUGAGGUAAGAACAGAGCAUUUACGUGACGUUGAUCAUGAUCAACUUCUAAGGGCUUGUCAUGCCAUCCUAAAAAAGUUUUUUGUGACACAGAAAAAAGAGCAACCAACUUAUAUUAUAUAUUCCAGAUUUGUUCCGCACAAACCCGGUCGUUACACUGUAGAUGUGCGCUGUGGAGGACAGUCCAUAGAGAACAGCCCCUUCGUAAUGAAAAUCUCAGAAGCGGAAACAGUGUCGGUAAAACUGAAAGAGUUUGAAAAACAGGUAACUCGCUGGUUUGUAAUCUCCCAUCCAGUUCUUUUGCACCUUGUUAUCUAAAUAACCGUAAGUGUGAGACGAUUAGAGUCGAGGUAAGGUGUAACCAGACUCGAACUGAGAAAAAUUGUUUGGCAUUAAUUAGUGACGUUCUUUUGAUCCUUCCCCUGACAGGAGGGAGUUAGCUAUCACGUGGGGUACGAGGUAGACGUGCCCAUGGAGAUACCAUCCGAAGUAGAUGAAGUGUCAGCUGUGAUUUAUGACCCGGAUGGAAAUAUUGACAAGUCAACUUUCAAGAAGGAAUCUGAUGGUCUUCACCAUUUGAGGUUUACUCCCAAAAAGAUUGGACAGUACAAGGUAAAUAAGACCUACUUAUAGUCCCUGAAAGACGCACGAAGCCCAGCGAUAAGAGCGUCGGCCUUCGAAUCGGGCGGUCCUGGUGUGAGUCUUAGCCGGGGUUACCAAGUUGUGAAUUUGGGAAAGCAAGAGAUUCAGGGCUUUUUUUUCUAUCUCAGAUGAAUACAUGUUACUUUUGGAAAGUUGCUUAGAAUAGUCUGCCUUCCCACUCCCAAAAGAAAUGAUCUCUUACUUGCGUCAAACUUAUUUCUUUUUUCCUAAGGUGGAUAUUCGCUGUGGCGGACGCUCAGUAGAGAACAGCCCAUUCCCCUUGAACGUGGCCCAGCCAAAAACGGCCGUUGUUCGUUUACGCCAACCAGAGGAGUCUGAAAACAAGUAUUUAGUUCGCCGUGAACUUGACAUAGCACUUGAUGCGGCAGAAGGUACCAAGAACCUGUCUUCAUAUGUAGACGGACCCGAUGAGGAGAAUGUUCCAGCAUCUUUUGAUAAAGGAGACGAUGGCUUGUACCAUGUUAAGUUUGUACCUUACAAGCCUGGAACCUACAAGGUAAGAGAUCGGCGUAAAUUUUAUCCUGGAGAAUUCGGUUUGAAAAAUGUUUCUCGGUAACGCUAAUACAAAAGACCAAACAAGUCAUUGCGGUUUGUUAGAGCUGCGUGUCCGUUUGUCUCUCACAUUCCUCUUUUAAAAGCCACGUAAUUUUGAUAGCAAGUGGCGGCUCCUUUCCAUCCUGUUUACAGCUGGAGGAAUAACCACAAGGUGACGCUCAUUAUUCGUCCAUCGUCGAGAAAGUGCGGAGUAUCGGCUGGAACAUACACUAGUUGAAAUAUUUUGGAUUACUCUCGUGUUUUAAUGUUCCUCUUUUGUCUAAAAGUUGAAAGUUUAAUAACUAUUCAUCGACGAUUUGCCAAAAAUUGUAACUUGUCCACUAAUUAGGUGUGCUUACUCCCCUAGUUCACUCAUUUCGUAGUGAUGAUCAUGUCGGCCUGGUACGCACUGAUAAGUCGCAAAACCGCAAUUUCUGAUAAUAUCAUAACUUCUCGUCCCUCUGUCCGUACAUUUUGAAGUAUGUUCAGAUUUUCAAAGUAUUUUUGCAUUUACCCAGGUUCAUGUUAAGAGUAACGGCACUCCAGUAGCCAGUAGUCCAUUCCUAAUCAAGGUCGGCGACCCAGGCAAGGUCCAAGUUGCGCAUGUCCGUAGUGAGGAAUUGUAUGCAGAGCGAGUCAUUAAGAACGAAGUGGAUUUAGCCGUGGAAAGUUCAUAUGACAUGACUGAUGAAGAUUUCUCCGCCAGAGUCACAGGCCCCGAUGGAGAAAAUGUCCCCUGUCACGUGAACAAGGGGCCUGACAAUCGGCAUCACGUUAGGUUUACUCCUCAUAAGGCUGGUCCAUAUAAGGUAAGGAGCCUCCCUGCUGGACGUUGGAGACUGGGGUGACAUUGUUAGAGGGUGUGGUGAUUGUAAUGUUAAUUUACGGUCGGUUUAUAUCACCAUUUUUGCGAGUGAGGGAACGCAAAUGUUAAGUUUCUGGACGUAGGUUUCUAAACGGGUUUUAUCGCAUAUUUGGCGGAAUGGUAUCGUCAAAACAAUUUAAAGUUUUCAUCGGAGAAUUUUCUGGUAUCAUGCCUUCCUAAAACUCAGUAGUCGCUAGUAAAACCAUCAAAAACUAAUGCGGUGAUCGCUCAGGAUUGAGUAGAAUGGAUAAAAAUUAUUAUCAUAAAGCGAGUCUCUUGAGAAGUUAUUUUUAAACAAAGGACGCUUAAGUUAAAUCAUCCAAGCUGGGCUAACCAAAGUUUAACGGCAAAUAAACAAAAUUUGCAAACAAAUCGCUGGCAUAAUUAACUCACAGUUGGCUUUUUACUUUGGUUAGGUGGACGUUCGUUACCGGGGCGAGCCCGUACAAGGCUCUCCUUUCACUGUCAACGUCACGGAUCAGGGACAGGGGGGCCCAGUAGUGAAUUUCAACGAAUCCGAUCGAUUUUACGAGAACCGCGAGGCAGACAUCCCCAUUAUGAUCCCAGAGGGUUCAUCAGCAGAUUAUCUCAAGUGCCGCGUUACUGAUCCAGAGAUGGAGUUACUUGAUUACGAGCUGACCUAUGACCGAGGCUCCAACUUAUAUCACGUGCGAUUUGUACCGAAGAGACCUGGGCGCCAUAGAGUAGACGUGGAAUACGAUGGUGUUCCUGUGGAUGGUUCGCCGUUUAUGAUGAAUAUUGAAGGAACCGAAGGACAUAAGAAGGUUUUUGCCUCGGGAGACGGAAUUAAAGGAGGUGUGUAUAUUCAGUAUUUUUUUUUCCAAUUAGAGACUGAAAAAUUUUAUCGUUACGAAUACAGAAUGGUUAUCUUCUGUCCCAUAUCCUUUGUAAUUCAGGCACUCGUAAAGAAGUUUCUUAUAGGAAAUGCCUUACGCCCUUUGUUUAUGCACAGGAAUGGUGAACGAGAAGAUAGAUUUCAUGGUGGACGCCCGCACUGCCGGCCGGGGCAAGCUGACUGGGAAGCUCACCGGAGUCAAAUAUCACACUGAUGUAGAAGUCAUUGACUUGAAGGACGGGAGGUACGCAUGUCACUACUUGGUACCACAGGCUGGGGCUUAUGUCCUCUCACUAAUGUGGAAUGGACAGCACAUACCUAACAGUCCUUAUAAGGUCACUAUCAGAGAAGCACAAGCUAUGAGCGCCAAAAGUUGUUUUGUUGAAGGUAAGGAAUUUUCUGCAUGAUUAAUGCUUUAUAUUUCAGAAUUUUAGAAGCUAAUAAGAUGCUAUCUCAAUCCGUUAAGAAAGUCAAAUGACUGUGGCACAACUACAGGUGCACGCAAAUGAAAACACGUUUUUAAACCAGUUUAACUUGUUUGACCUUUAGGGAGCAUGCUCAAGGAGGGCACAGGAGCCACAGUGGGCCAAGCCAUGGGGUUCAGCAUCAACAGCAAAGAUGCAGGCCCGGGGCAAUUGUAUGUUCGCUGUCAAGGACCCACAAAAGACUGUGAUUGCACAGUGUUCGACAACAAGGAUUCUACUUAUCAAGUACAAAUCUUCCCUUCCGAAGUUGGGAAUCAUCUCGUGUAUGUGGAGUGGGGAGGAAGACCUGUACAUGGAAGUCCCUUUUUGGUACGCGUGGGACAGCCCCCUGAUCCCAGUAAAGUUCGUGUGUACGGUAUGUCAACUCAUGUAAUUUUCACGUUCUGUUCGCCCCCUAAGAUACACUUUGGAGUUUUACAUUGAAUUUUCUGAAGAAUGAUUUAAUAUCUGCGAUUUUCUCGAUAGGUCCUGGUUUGGAGAACGGAUUGCUACGAAAUUUCAAGGGGGAAUUCCUGGUAGAAACUAAAGGUGCUGGUCCGGGAACACUUAAGAUCAGAAUCCAUGGACCCAGAGGGGCCUUCAAAGUGGAGAUGUACCGGGACACAUCAAAGGAGCGUUCUAUUGGAGUGCGAUACAACCCCACAGAGGCGGGACGGUACAUUAUUAACAUCAAAUGGGCCGAUCAGCAUAUACCCGGAAGUCCUUUUGAUGUCACGAUAGUUGAAACAAGAGACGAACUUGAAUCGCUUAAUGAAUUGAAGGACAAUGCAGUUCUAUUUCAACAAAGGGAUGCUAGAUUAUAGGAGACUGGUAGCUAGUAAUUUUUAAACCUGUACCCAACCUUUUCUCGGUCAGUCAUUCCCAAGAUGGCGACCGUAAGGCUGAAAACUCCGCAUUUUGAAUCAUCUCGAUCUAUCAAUCUGACCUAUAACUGCUAAAUUUUUUUGUUAUUUUAGUCGGUGCUAGGUGGUCGAUCUAUGGAGACAGUGUAAGUCUGGGAGGGAAAAAUGGCGUGCUUUCACAGACUUCAUGGCUUUCUCUCGCACGUUGUUUUCGAUUCCACCGACUGAGAGUCUGGCAUAUGCUGUUUUCUUUUUCAAUUAUUGCAGUUGUCACAUAUCGGUGUUAGCAGUUAUUGAUUUGAAAACUUAGAGCAGGGGGGAGGGGAGGGUAGUUGGAGAGGCUGAGUAAAAAAUGCGGUCUUUUUGUCGGUGAAUAUUCAAAAUUAUUAUCCAACUGCACAAAGUAGAAUACAAAUAACGCGCGAACAGAUUGCAAAUAUCCUGCGAUAUUGUACGGUUAUUUGGACAGUAGGUUAUUUUGCACUGUAAAAAAACCUGUUUAACCAGUCGGCUGCGCGCGCUACGCUUCUCUAUCCGCUUUGCUUUUCCCGUGUGAUGAGAAAUGAUCAGAAGAACUUAGCAGAAAAAAAAGCAGUUGGUUAAUAAAUAGUUUCUUAGACGUUUUGGUUUCGUAGUAUCGCUGAGUAUUUUUAAAAGUUGUGCCACAUGGGCGAGUAAAAUUCCAAACAACUAGUAAAAAUAAUCGGCGAUACUACACAUCAAAACGUCUCAUAACAUAUAUGUAUUUAUGGAUACAUAGCCUGCUUUCGUGAGUGUCGAGGUUAAUGCCUGUUUUCUAAGCAAUUCCGCUGAGUAUGCGGUAUGAACCUUUGUAUUACGUCGUACUCACUGACCUUGCCAUUGGCGGGCUGAAGACAACAUCAUUUUGAUUGACAGAAUUUUUGAUUGAUAUGGUAUACCUGGGUUACCUAAAGGCACUGGGCGUGUUACAGUUACCCAUAGUGAAUGUUUGGAGGAGCACGACAUUUUUUUAAAUUCUCGGAAUUGGUAUUGGAAUAUCAUACACACAACUACUGUAUUUACUCUCAACUUAUGAAAAAAUACUUAAUCGUACCUGCACAGACUAAAAUGGGCACGAAUAAAAACAGAUCUUAGAUCUGAAGGGGUGUAUUUUGAUGUUCGUCAGCCAAAUUUAAAUAGUCCUAUUUAAGGUAACCAUUCGAUAUUUAUAUGGUACUUUAGUUAGAUUUAAUCUACUGGUUUAAAAUAGAUAUGCUGAUAUGGUUUUAGUUCAAUAGAAGUGAACAUGUGUGCGUAAUAUCAAGGUUAAUCAAACUUAAUUUACCAAUGUGUAUUGCACUUAACUACAUACUGUGCAACCAAAAAUAUUCGUUAAUUUUGUAGGUUGUUUUAAUUGUUUUAAUUGUUUCAUCUAUCUUAAACAACCAGGAUUGAGUAUUUACAUAUUUUAGAACUUUUGGAAGAGUUUACCUCGAUUAUGUGUUGACUGGCUUGAAAAGCACAAUUCUCACUGUAUUUAAACCUAAUACUAAAAGUUUCCUUGCAAAGGUGGAGGAAAAAAGAAAAAAAAAACAAACAAAAAUAUCAAGUUAGAGACGUGGAAGGAAUCUAGGUGAUCCAGGGUAAGAUUAAUAUUUUCAAAAGGUAGUGUGUAUUUUAUUUUUAGUCAGGGCAUGGUGUGAGCUUGCAGCGAUUGGAAACAGCAUCGAAUCUUUUACUAACGUUGUAGGGGUUGAGCUGCAGCAGAGUGGAGUGAACUUCUCAUAAUGAUAGCCGAUGAAUCGAGUAGAAUUCCAGCAGAUGGCUGUCUUUUUCUACAUCGAUACAUUUAAAGGUUUUUAGCUAGAUUUUUUCCUGAUGUGUAAAUAAAAGUCUAUUUUGGCCAG
Molecule: messenger RNA, 11917 nt
Organism: Pocillopora meandrina
Lineage: Eukaryota; Metazoa; Cnidaria; Anthozoa; Scleractinia; Pocilloporidae
Source: the annotation of a GenBank genome assembly